AUGUGGAUCCAUACAGUCCUUCUGCGUAACAGAUUUUUUUGGCAUAUCAAUAUUCCAUCUAAUGCUACAUGGUCAUGGAGGAAGAUUCUUCAAAGCAGGGAAAGUUGUAGAAGUUUUUUCAUUACACAAAUUGGCAAUGGCUCCUCCACGUCUCUUUGGUAUGACUACUGGUUACCGGAUGGCAAAAGAUUAAUUGAUCUCCUUCCCCUGCGUAUACUCACCUCUACAGGGCUCUCAUGGAAUUCAAAGGUUUCUCACAUUAUUCAUGAUGGUGGCUGGAACUUCCCUAAUAUUCCUGCCCUUCAACCAACAUGGAAUACCAUAACUUUCACCCCCCUUCUUGACCGCGAGGAUCAAUGUCUUUGUCGCUUACACCCUUCAGGCGCAUUCACAAUCAAAUCUGCAUGGGACUUCCUUCGGGCAAAAAAACAAGUCAACAACUUGUAUCAUCUUUUUUGGUUCAAAGGCCAUAUACCCAGACACUCAUUCAUCAUGUGGUUAGCUAGUAUUGGCCGGCUACGCACGAUGGACAGAUUAUAUGGGAGGGUAACCAGUACAACUUGCAUCCUGUGUGGUCUUCAUAUGGAAACUCAUGACCAUCUCUUCUUUGAAUGUUACUACACCAAUCUGGUUUGGAUGUCUAUUUGUCAUAAAGCCAACAUGCAUUGGCCUCGCCAACCAUGGACGCAGUUGCUUCAAUGGACAGCUUCUUACUACAAGCAGAGGAAUGAUAGUGAACACAUGAUAGCCCGCCUUCUGUUAUCCACCACGGUUUACUUCCUCUGGUUUGAAAGAAACAACCGUGUGUUCACAAACACUGCACAAACAUAUCAGACGACUGUGGAGACUAUUUUCCAGCAGAUUCGAACUCACAUUGCUCACAUGGAUAUUGCUUGCACCUUCCCAGCAAGGAUUCGAGCUAUUUGGAAUCUUCAACCUGACUAA
Populus nigra (black poplar) is the source of this 945-nucleotide messenger RNA. RefSeq lists its product as uncharacterized. The record is from RefSeq and is a predicted model, not a curated record. Bases 1 to 945 code for a protein of 314 amino acids. NCBI's taxonomy places the organism in Eukaryota, Viridiplantae, Streptophyta, Magnoliopsida, Malpighiales, Salicaceae. The transcript has a single exon.